Molecule: messenger RNA, 561 nt
Organism: Blastomyces dermatitidis ER-3
Lineage: Eukaryota; Fungi; Ascomycota; Eurotiomycetes; Onygenales; Ajellomycetaceae
Exons: 2
Coding region: 1-561 (186 amino acids)
Source: RefSeq, a predicted model, not a curated record
AUGAGUUCAAAAGUACACUCAGUUGAUGUGGAAAAAGAUGCUUUCUCAAAUACUAUUCCUGAGAUUGAAAUUCUGAAGAGAAGAAAGAAAGAAGAAAUAGAGAAACAACAAGUUCUUGAAAUACAGGAACUUGAAAAAAAGAAAAUAUAUGCUCAAGCAGCUGAAUCUGCUGUCUCUAAACCUGCUGUCUCUAAAUCUGCUAUCUCAAAACCUGCUCAAAAUUCUGAGAAAACUGAGAAGAAUACUGCUCAUACUUCUAGUGAUAGAAGAGUGGAGAAAAAAAUGCAAAAAGAGAAAAAUCUUCAAAUCUUCAGAGAUAGAAGACUUAUUCUCAAAGUCUCAAAUCAGGACAUAUUGCAGAGAAAUAAGCUAAGCUCAAACCUCAUUUUCAGAAUUAGAAAUGAAAUCAAUCAGCAGUUCUUUUCUCAGUUAAUAACUGAUAUUGAAGUUCAAAAAUCAGUUAUAGCUUCAAUUGAGUCAUUCUUCUUUGAAAACUUCAUUAUUCUGACUACAAUGCCUGAAUUCAGUGCUGAAUUCCUUAUUCAGAAUGAGAAUCUCUGA